AUGGUUAUUACUAAAGAGUCUAAUGUGGAUGUUCUUAUUAUUGGAGCAGGUCCUGCAGGGUACAUGCUAGCCAACUGGCUUGCAAGAACUGGCGUCACCAAUGUCCGGAUUAUCGACAAAAGGUCGACCGAGAUUUUCACAGGUCAGGCAGACGGUCUUCAAUGUCGUACUCUGGAGAUCUUCCAAUCGUUUGGAUUCGCGGACCGUGCUUUGAAGGAGGCUAAUCACAUGUUGGAGAUUUGUUUCUGGGAACCUGAUAAGGACGGGGUUAUCCAUCGUUCGGGAAGAAUGCCAGACACCAUUAUUGGAAUUUCGCGGUUCCAGCAAAUGGUGAUUCAUCAAGGUCGUAUUGAAGCGUGGUUUACUGAUGCUAUAAAGAAGUGGAGUAGUGGUAAACUCGCGGUCGAGCGUCCAGUGCUUCCAGAGACUUUGGCUAUUGACGAGUCUAAAGUAGAUGAUCCCGAAGCGUAUCCAGUUAGUGUUAAUCUCCGUCAUCUGAAAAAGGAUAACGCCCUUCCGGAGCAAUUUGGAUCGAAGAUUUCCAACGGUCUUUUCCGGGCUUAUGACGAUGCUGGAGAUUAUAAAGGAGAUGCUAAUGACGAGCUUGAGACAGUUCAUGCCAAGUACGUUGUUGGUACCGACGGAGCGCAUUCUUGGACGAGACGACAAAUUGGUAUUGAGUUGGAGGGAGAAGCGACUGAUUAUAUCUGGGGAGUGUUGGAUGCAGUCCCAAUUACCAAUUUCCCGGAUAUCAGACUCAGAUGCAGUAUCCAUUCACAGGAUUCUGGAAGUAUCAUGAUCAUUCCCAGAGAGAACGGGCUAGUGCGAUUGUAUUGUCAAUUGAAAGAAGCGCCACGAGACGAAGGCGAUGGAAGCGCUACAGCUCGUCGAAUGGACCGAUCCAAGAUCACGCCUGAAUUCAUUCUCAACACCGCCAAGAAGAUCUUUGCUCCGUAUACUCUGGAAGUCACCGAUAUCAAGUGGUAUACAGGAUAUCAAAUUGGCCAGCGAGUAGCCAAGCAGUUCCAGAAGUCCAACCGAGUAUUUGUCGGAGGAGAUGCUACACAUACCCACUCCCCCAAAGCCGGUCAGGGAAUGAACACUUCCAUGUGCGACACUUUCAACCUGGGAUGGAAACUGGCCCAUGUAAUUAAAGGACUUGCCGACCCCAGUAUUCUGACUACUUACGAACAAGAACGACGACAAGUGGCUCGAGACCUGAUUAAUUUUGACUAUAAAUUCUCGCGGUUGUUUUCCGGUAAACCCAAGUCCAAAGACUCUGACGAGGGUGUCUCACUUGAAGAGUUUAAGAAGUUCUUUGAAAAGGGCAAUGAGUUUGCAUCUGGAACAAUUGUCGACUACGACGGGUCGAUGCUCAUCAACAAACCCAAGGGCGUUUCAGCCUCGAACUCUGGCCAUGAGGAGUUGUACCUGAAUCCACUUGCCAAAGGAUGUCCAAUUGGCAGACGAUUCGACCAAGCGCAAGUUGUGAUGCAAUCCGACUGUCGACCGUACUACCUGAACGACAUGAUGUUAUCAGACGGCCGUUGGCGAGUAGUAUACUUUGCCGGCGAUAUCAAGCGACAGACGAAACUCUACGACUUUAUGCUGAAAUUCGGUAAUUACCUAGACGGCAAAGAUACAUUUGUGAAGCGAUACACGCCAGCUACCGCGCAACUCGACUCUGUAAUCGAAAUUCUUCUCGUCCACGCCAGCGAACGAGUUUCCGUCGAAUGGGACGAGUUCCCGACCGCGUUCCGGAUCCGCGACCACAAAGAACGAAUGAAUUACUGGAAGAUAUUCGCCGACGACGACUCUUACCACGAAGGUCACGGCCAUGCCUAUAACAACUACGGAGUCGACCCCCUCUUCGGAGCAUUUGUCGUCGUACGACCCGACGGCCACGUUGCCGAUGUCCAAGAACUCACCACUCAAGGAAUCGACAACAUCGACAAAUUCUUCUCAGCAUUCAUGCUCCCCCAAACACCCUCCUGGACCUCUCACGGCGGAUACAUCCCCAGCACCGAGCCCGAGCCGGAAUGGUACGGGGAACAGGACUACGGCAAACCUCUCCUUGCCGUCUAA
Messenger RNA from Sugiyamaella lignohabitans, 2085 nucleotides. RefSeq lists its product as uncharacterized. The coding region runs from base 1 to 2085 and encodes 694 amino acids. Gene Ontology annotation, molecular function: FAD binding. Lineage: Eukaryota; Fungi; Ascomycota; Dipodascomycetes; Dipodascales; Trichomonascaceae. The record is from RefSeq and is a predicted model, not a curated record. The transcript has a single exon.